AUGAGUUUAGAUGAAUUGCAAGGCACACUGACAGCAUAUGAGAUGAGGAUGGUGAAGGUAAAACCUACCAAAAAGGAAGCUGCAUUCAAAGCCAUGAAGAAACUCAAAAUUAAGCAAGAAAAGAAAGGUAAGACCGAUGAUUCAGAUGAAGAUAUCCAUGAAAGUAAAACCAAGAAAGGUAAAGAGAAGGUUGUUCCUAGAAAAGGCAACUACAGGAAAAGAAGCUUAAUUUCAAAAAGGAGCAAUACCUCUUCAGAAGAAACAUCAGAAGGUGAAAAUUCAGAUAAUGAAGAAUAUGAGACACUUUUCAUGGCAUUUGGAAGCAAAAGUCAAAAUAAAACAGUUGAAAAAUCUGAUGAAGAGGAAGAGUCUGAGGAACUUAAAGUGGAGAGAAAGAAGAGCAAAAAGUUUGUAAAACAGUUUGAAGAGCAAGAUGAACUGAUCAGUCAAGUAAAGCUUGCCAUUGUGGAGACACAGAAGAUAACUGAUGAUAUUAAUAGCAGUCUUUCGUUGAAGAUAGAAGACUGCAACAAAUUGGAGGAACAAAUUGUUAUGUUGAGGAUAGAGAUUGAGAAGCUAAAGAAGAAUGAUGAUCCAACUCCUACAACCCCAUCAGUUACUAUACUGAAGAGAAAAGAUAAGGAAGUGAGCACACAGAUAAUUGAGAUAGAUCAUCCACCAUCUAACAAAGGACAGAGUAAUAUACUUGAUGAGAUCCUUAGCUUUCAGAGGUCACCACAGCUAAAGUUUGGUCUUGGUUUUGAAGGAAGUUCAUCUGGAAGUGAGAAGACUAAAGGUAAGGGCACUGCUGGGAAUCCAGCGAGAUUUGUUAGUGAAAAAUCGAAGAACUCUAAUCUUGAAAAGUUUACUAAGAAGAAAGUUGACAGAGAUGGAUUCACCACAAUUUGUAGAAUGCAAAAGACAGGUCAAGCCUACAAAUUUCAUAAGCAGGAACAGGCACACAGUAAACCAUCACCGUGGAUUCUUGAUAGUGGAUGCUCUACUCAUAUGACAGGUGAUAAAGAUAAAUUUCUGAAUUUGGAACAUGUUGGAAAAGGCUUGGUUAGAUUUGGAAAUAAUGAUGGCGCUAGAGUUGAAGGAAAAGGAAAAAUCAGAUUAUAUAAUGAACAUAUUUCUUCUAAUAAUGCCUUGUAUGUUAGUGAAUUGAAACACAACAUCUUGAGUGUCAGUCAGUUAUGUGAUAGUGGCAAUGAAGUUCUAUUCACCAAAGAUGGGUGUGUGAUCAAGAAGACAAAGAAUGGGAAGAUUGAGGCACAAGGAUCAAGGACAGCUUGUAAUCUCUAUGCACUUUUUGAAGGUCUUGAAGAAAUGUGCAUGAUAAGUAAGAAAGGGGUACUUCUCGAUGACAACUUUGAAGUACUCAAAGACAAACCUGAAGUUAUUACUCCACAAGCACAAUAG
Messenger RNA from Telopea speciosissima, 1422 nucleotides. RefSeq lists its product as uncharacterized. The coding region runs from base 1 to 1422 and encodes 473 amino acids. The record is from RefSeq and is a predicted model, not a curated record. The transcript is spliced from 5 exons. NCBI's taxonomy places the organism in Eukaryota, Viridiplantae, Streptophyta, Magnoliopsida, Proteales, Proteaceae.